Messenger RNA from Miscanthus lutarioriparius, 393 nucleotides. The record is from the annotation of a GenBank genome assembly. NCBI's taxonomy places the organism in Eukaryota, Viridiplantae, Streptophyta, Magnoliopsida, Poales, Poaceae.
AUGUCGUUUAGCAGGCUAUUCCUCUUUUGGACCUCGAAUGUCCGAAUAUCCUCCGUGGAUCUGAAUUUUUCACCUGGUCAAGGAAGGGUAGGUUAUAGCACUGCCUCUGGCUUUGGAUCAAUUAGGCCGGAUGGACUUCCUAUCUCCGUUGACUGGAGAGAGGCGGGUGCUUUAACUGAAGUAUCCCACCAGGGUGACUGGUGCUUGCUGGGCUGUGAUGGUGGUUCCCCAUAUAAAGCCUUCGAAUACAUCAUAGCUAAUGGAGGACAAGUUCCGUAUGCGAGCUAUCCUUACCAGGGGUGUCAGAAUCAAGUCAUCAGACCUACAAAGCUUUGUGACGAGUCACAAUUGAUAACUUCUGCUGGGCUCGAAAUGUUGAUGAGAGGGUUCUAA